This is a messenger RNA of Rhizopus microsporus ATCC 52813, 2388 nucleotides long. RefSeq names its product HECT-domain-containing protein. Gene Ontology annotation, biological process: ubiquitin-dependent protein catabolic process. Gene Ontology annotation, molecular function: protein binding; ubiquitin protein ligase activity. The record is from RefSeq and is a predicted model, not a curated record. The coding region runs from base 43 to 2388 and encodes 781 amino acids. The transcript is spliced from 9 exons. NCBI's taxonomy places the organism in Eukaryota, Fungi, Mucoromycota, Mucoromycetes, Mucorales, Rhizopodaceae.
UUUUUUUUUUAUUUUAUUUUAUUUAACAAACAAAAGAAUAGAAUGUCAAAUCCUCCAACAAGGACUGUUCGACUGACAGUCAUUGCAGCAGAUGGUCUUCUCAAGAAAGACCUAUUUUUCAAGUUACCUGAUCCUUUUGCUGUUGUAACUGUAGACGGAGAACAGACACAUACAACCACAGUUAUGAAGAAAACAUUAAAUCCAUAUUGGAAUGAAAGUUUUGAUUUACAAGUAACAAAUAACAGUGUCAUUGCUGUCCAAGUGUUUGAUCAAAAGAAGUUUAAAAAGAAGGACCAAGGAUUUCUUGGAGUCAUUAAUAUACAAGUAUCCAGUGUUUUUGAUAUAGAGACUGGAGGAGAUGAAAUGUUAACCUUGGACUUAAAAAAAUCAAAUAAUCAUGAUACAAUUCAAGGAAAGCUUAUUUUAAACCUCUCUACAAAUGUCAAUGCUCCUAUUCGAAAUGGAACAAAUACCCUUGCAUCAGGCUCUUCUAGUCAUAAUGUUUCUUCAUCUGUCAACACUCAGCAGCAAGCAUCAACUACAGUAGCAGCAACAGCAUCAUCUAGUAAUAACAGUAGCAAUAAUAAUACCACAACCACAGCAUCCACAGCAGAACAAGAUAAUGACUUACCCGAAGGUUGGGAGCGAAGAAUAGAUCACUUGGGUAGACCUUAUUAUGUGGACCAUAACACAAGAACGACAACGUGGAAGCGACCUUCUGCAAGGACCGCACAAGAUCAACAAAAUCAAACAGAAUUAGAAAGACGUCGACAUAAUGCUCGAGGCCUUCCAGAAGAACGUUCAAAUGCGGGAGGCAGUACAACUUCUCUUGACACAACCAGUCGUCCUCAGUCAGCACAUUACUUUAGUGGACCUGGUAAUAAUCCUACUAGUAAUCCUGGUCAUGUCAUUGGCGUUCAAAACAACAUGACAACGGCAGGUUCAGGACCACUUCCUCCUGGUUGGGAAAUGCGAACGACAGCAGAAGGACGUCCUUAUUUUGUUGAUCACAACACACGUACAACGACAUGGGUAGAUCCUCGUCGACAGCAGUAUAUCAACACUAUCGGCCCUGGAUCUAACCUACAAGUCCAAGUACAACCAGUCUCUCAGCUCGGACCACUCCCCUCUGGCUGGGAGAUGAGAUUGACGAGCACAGGUAGAGUUUAUUUUGUGGACCAUAAUACAAAGACAACCACAUGGGAUGAUCCUAGAUUACCAAGUAGUCUCGAUCAGAAUGUACCACAGUAUAAGCGAGAUUUCCGUCGUAAGCUGAUCUACUUCCGUUCUCAACCUGCACUUCGUCCUGUACCGGGUCAAUGCCAUAUCAAGGUUCGUCGUGAUCAUAUCUUUGAAGACGCCUAUGCAGAAAUUAUGCGUCAAGUGCCUGCGGAUCUCAAGAAACGAUUGAUGAUCAAGUUUGAUGGAGAAGAUGGUCUCGACUAUGGUGGCCUUUCUAGAGAAUUCUUCUUUUUACUUUCACAUGAAAUGUUCAAUCCAUUCUAUUGUCUCUUUGAAUAUUCUGCACACGACAAUUAUACACUUCAGAUCAAUCCUCACUCGGGCAUCAAUCCCGAACAUUUGAAUUACUUUAGAUUUAUCGGACGUGUUGUCGGUUUGGCCAUCUUCCAUCGCCGAUUCCUGGAUGCAUUCUUUAUUGUCUCCUUUUACAAGAUGAUUCUAAACAAGAAGGUCAUGGUAGAAGAUAUGGAAAGUGUAGAUGCUGACUUUUAUAGAAGCUUAAAGUGGAUACUUGAGAAUGACAUCACAGAUAUCCUUGACUUGACAUUCUCGGUGGAUGAUGACCGAUUUGGUGAAGUCGUUACUGUUGAUCUCAAAGAAAAUGGUAGAGACAUUGAAGUGACAGAAGAAAACAAGAAAGAAUAUGUCGACCUGGUGACGGAAUGGCGUAUUUCUAAACGUGUUGAAGAACAAUUCAAGGCAUUCAAGGAAGGAUUUAACCAAUUGAUUCCUCAAGACUUGAUCAAUGUCUUUGACGAGCGUGAGCUCGAGCUGCUGAUUGGUGGUAUUGCCGAGAUUGAUGUUGAUGAUUGGAAGAAGCAUACAGAUUAUAGAGGUUAUACUGAACAAGACGAUGUCAUUCAAUGGUUCUGGAAGUGUAUACGCAGUUGGGAUAGCGAAAAGAAGUCUAGACUGUUACAAUUCACCACAGGUACCUCACGUAUUCCUGUAAAUGGAUUCAAGGAUCUUCAGGGUAGUGAUGGUCCAAGACGAUUUACUAUUGAAAAGGCUGGUGAGAUUACACAGUUACCAAAAGCACAUACAUGUUUUAAUCGUAUCGAUAUGCCACCUUAUAAAUCUUAUGAAGCACUUGUAGCCAAACUAACGAUGGCAGUUGAAGAAACAGUAGGCUUUGGUCAAGAAUAA